CACAUUUUACCAUCAAAGUGCUUUCUUGGACUAUUUCUGGACGAUCUCAUAUAUUUUCUAGAUGCGUGAGGAGGCUGAAAAUGUUCGUGUGGGGGUAUUACUCACAUCAGUCGCAGAGAAAAACACUUGUGUGGUUAUUACGGAGGAUGGACACAGAGUGGACCUUGUGACUGGAAAAGAUGAGAGCACGAAGUCAUUCUCUUUUGACAUGGUGGUGACUGAUGACAAUAUAACAGGACUUUAUUCAGAUUUCGUGCAGCCCUUGGUCCAGUCAGUGCUUGAAGGUUAUAAUGGAGCUCUGUUGAUACAUGGGGCAUCUACAGAGAAAACCAAGGCCCUCAUAGACCAGAACAUCAUCAAACAAAUUUUGAUCAGUCUGCUCAAUGGUAAAGCACAAGAAAAAGAUGACUCUUUUGUGGCCUUGUCAUUCAUUCAGUUCUACCCUGAUGGUACCACUGUGGACGUACUCGGGUCCAAUCGAGAAAAUCUUAAACCUGUGACUCAUCCAAUUAUUGGAAGGUCAGUCAGGUCUAACCAGAAAGAUUACAAAAUUGCAGGGGGUGUGAGUGAAGUGUGUGUGAGCUCCUCAGAAGAGGCCUAUAAUCUGUAUGAAACAUGCAGAGACAGAGUGAGGUCCAGUCCAGGAGGCUUGUCCUGCAGGUGUAGCGCUGUGCUGUCGGUGGCUGUGGAGUGGAGAGUCCAGAGUGAAGUGUGCCGCAGCAGAUUGCAGCUGUUCAGUCUGGAGGGGGGAGCCAGCAGGACCCAGCUCCGAGGCGUCAGUCCCCUUGUGAAAGCACUGGCUGAGAUCCAAACUGAAGACUCAAUUGAGGACAAGCUUCUUCCUUUCCUCCUAAAAGAUACCCUAAAUGGUAAUAGCCGAACCGCUCUCCUCUGCUGCCUCCAUCCUCAAGGUGUUUUGGAUAAUGAGACCCCGAAUGCUUUAACUUUGGCCGAGAAAGUGAGAAGUCUGGUGACUAAGCCAACAGUUAUUCGCUGGUGUCCAUGGGCAGCUGAGGAGGAGAUUCGGAACAAAAUGGCGGCUCUCAGGACAGAGAUGAUGUCAGAGGGAGCCACUGAACUUCAUAGCACUUACAGGCUGGCCCAGUUAAACCACGAUCUGCAGGUUGUUAAAAGUCAGUCAUGGGAGAGAAGACGUGAGCAGUCAAAUAGGAUAAAGGAUAAACCAAAGAAUCAUCGGUUGGCCUCUAGUACAAGCUCAAGUGGAGAUAUUGGGGAGGUACCAGAGACACUGAAACGUUUGCAGGAUCAGCUGAGAUUCGAGAUGCACAAACAUAUACAAGAUGGUAAAGGGGAUUCAAAAAUGUUGCAGGAACAAGUUGAAAGAAUCCACCAACUCAGAGAAGCUUUGAGAGAAGAGACACUCAAACACAGCACUGCUAUAGAUAAACCUGACAUUUUCUCACAGUCUCAGCUGGAGUAUAACAAAGCGCAGGAGCGACGGAGGCGUGUGCAGGAGGAUCAUGGGAGAUUAAUUCAGGAGGAGGUGGAGAAGAUGGAAAGAGAACUGGCACAAGAGCAGCCCCUGACAGAGGGUCCCCAGAGGGAGUUACUAGUGUUAACCAAAGAGAGGCGAGUCUUGGUACUGCAGCUGGAGGCCCUACGCACAGAGCUCCAACAAACUGAACAGGACCUGAAUCACCAGCACAACACACACCAGGCUGAGAUGCACUGUCUGAGAGAGGAGAGUCUGCAGGUGUUCAGAGUGUUUCGGGACGUGUGUGAGGAGCAGAGGAGGAUGUCAGAGGAGAGAUACCGCACCGUGCUGCUGGAGGCUGUACAGGACGCAGUGUACCUCUCUGCCCAAAAUCAGCAACUGCAGGCGGAGAACAAGGAGCUGAGCAAAGCUUUGGCAGAAUUGAAGGACACUUUGGCUGCUCAAGGUGAAUCUAAAGUGAAAUAGCUUUGACAAAGAAAUUAUCACAAAUUGAACAGUUUUAACCAUUUAUUUGAAAGCUUAACACUCUCCAACUUAUCUUCAA
Molecule: messenger RNA, 2000 nt
Organism: Boleophthalmus pectinirostris (great blue-spotted mudskipper)
Lineage: Eukaryota; Metazoa; Chordata; Actinopteri; Gobiiformes; Gobiidae
Exons: 17
Coding region: 62-1921 (619 amino acids)
Biological process (GO): microtubule-based movement
Molecular function (GO): microtubule binding; ATP binding; microtubule motor activity
Source: RefSeq, a predicted model, not a curated record